Sus scrofa (pig) is the source of this 6019-nucleotide messenger RNA. RefSeq names its product solute carrier family 52 member 3 (gene SLC52A3). Gene Ontology annotation, biological process: riboflavin transport. Gene Ontology annotation, molecular function: riboflavin transmembrane transporter activity. The record is from RefSeq and is a predicted model, not a curated record. Gene Ontology annotation, cellular component: plasma membrane. NCBI's taxonomy places the organism in Eukaryota, Metazoa, Chordata, Mammalia, Artiodactyla, Suidae.
CGCCUUCCCUCCGCCUUGGGUGGGGCGGGGACUGGUUAUUACUAAGGCGGCUGCCUCCAGCCCCUCCCAUGCAGAACCUCUUGGGAACCGGACCGGCAGGGCUCGACGUGACCUGCCACGACCCGCUUCCUCCCUUCGUGAGCUGCUGCAGCCACGCUGGCCUCCUGCUGUUCUUCCUACACUGAGACCUGUUUCUGGCACUGGGCAGGCUGAUCUGAGGAAGCGGCAGCCUCUGCCCCAGGGCAGACGUCACCAUGGCCUUCCUGACACACCUGCUGGUCUGCACCUUCGGGAUGGGCUCCUGGGUGGCCAUCAACGGGCUCUGGGUAGAGCUGCCCCUGCUGGUGACAGAGCUCCCCGAAGGCUGGUACCUGCCCUCCUACCUCACAGUGGUCAUCCAGCUGGCCAACAUCGGCCCCCUGCUCAUCACCCUACUUCAUCACUUCCGGCCUGGCUGCCUUUCUGAAGUGCCCAUCAUCUUCACCGUGCUGGGGGUGGGCACCGUCGCCUGCACGCUCUUCGCCUUCCUCUGGAAUGUCACCUCCUGGGUGCUGGGCGGCCACCACAGCAUCGCCUUCCUGGUCCUCACCUUCUUCCUGGCCCUGGUGGACUGCACCUCCUCCGUCACCUUCCUGCCCUUCAUGAGCAGGCUGCCCACCCACUACCUCACCACCUUCUUUGUGGGUGAAGGACUCAGUGGCCUCCUGCCUGCCCUGGUGGCUCUUGCCCAGGGCUCGGGUCUCACCACCUGUGUCAACGUCACCGAGACAUCAGGCACCACCCAGAACCCUGAGACCACCAGGGCUAUGGACACCUCACAGGGAGCUGGCAGCACUCUGGUCUCUGAGCUCGCUGGAACGGCAGCCCAAGUGGUCCAUCUGGAAAGCCGCUACCUCCCUGCCCACUUCUCGCCCUUGGUCUUCUUCCUCCUGCUCUCCUUCAUGAUGGCCUGCUGCCUCGUCGCCUUCUUCUUCCUCCAGCACCAACACAAGCACUGGGAAGCCUCCACGGAAGACCUCCUCGCCUCUCAGAUCACGCUACAGCCCAUCCGGCCACACAAAGAGAAGGACCUGGGCCCCCCAGGCCCCGAGGACAGCGGCAAGGGCCAGGAGCCUCCAGAGGAGAAGACAGCCCCCUGCCACCCGGCCCGCCUGACCUUCAUCUACCUCCUGGUGGCCUUUGUGAACGCGCUCACCAACGGCGUGCUCCCCUCCGUGCAGACCUACUCCUGCCUGUCCUACGGGCCGGUGGCCUACCACCUGUCCGCCACCCUCAGCUCCAUGGCCAACCCUCUCGCCUGCUUCCUCUCCAUGUUUCUGCCUAACAGGUCUCUGCCGUUCCUGGGGGUCCUUGCAGUGCUCGGGACCGGCUUUGGGGCCUACAACAUGGCCAUGGCCGUGAUGAGCCCCUGUCCCCUCAUGCAGGGCCACUGGGGUGGAGAAGUCCUCAUUGUGGUUUCGUGGGUGCUGUUCAUUGGUUGCCUGAGCUACGUCAAGGUGAUGCUGGGCGUGAUCCUGCGCGACCUUAGCCGCAGCGCCCUCUUGUGGUGCGGUGCAGCAGUGCAACUGGGCUCCCUCCUCGGAGCGGUGGUCAUGUUCCCACUGGUCAAUGUGUUCAGGCUCUUCUCCUCCGCUGAUUUCUGCAGCCUGCAGUGCUCAGCCUAGGCCAACUGAAGGGGCGUAGUCCACCCCAGGGCCCCGUCCCCAUGACCAACACCUGGAAACUGGGACCCUUCGAGGUAAGGCCAGUGCCUAAAGUCACAGAGCCAGUGGUAGGGAGCUGGGAGGCAGAGCCGAGUAUGUGAAGCAACAACACAAACUCCCCUCCGAACGGUGGGAAAUGCUACGGGCCUCCCACGAGACCUGGAAAUGCAAAGCACAGCCCACCCCAACUCUGUCACAGCGCCUGCAGCUCCAGCAUCUCAGGACUCCUUUCGGCUCUUGAGAGUGGACUACACUGAGCAUCCAGUAGAACCGCUGGGAGGGUACGCUGGCCCUUACUAGCUAUGUGACCUUAGGGAAGUCACCUGAUUUCUCUGUGCUUCUGCUUCUUCCUCCAAAAAUGCGGGUUAUAAUAAACAGCAUCUACUUCGUAGGUUUGGCACAAGGAUAAAAGGGAGAAGCACCCAGCAGGUAGUAAGUUCUCUUGGGCCAUUUCCUGAUUUGAUGCCCAGCAGUAAUAACAGGAGUGACUGUCAAUACAGCCUAGAAGUGGCCAGAGGGCUCGAAGGAUGAUCCCUUCCCAUAUCCUUCCCCACCCCCAUCCUCACAGAGAAGCUUCUAGAAGACAGAUGGCUUAUGCUGGAAUCUCGAGCAUCUUGGCUUCCCAAUUCUUACUAUGGAGGAACGCUGUACCGCACACACCCCUUCCUGUAACCCCUGCUGACCCAGGAAGACCUGCUCCUUGGAGAGUAAGUGAGCUCCCAAGAGGGAGAGAGAGGAUUGAGGGGGAGGAACCACACCAAGCCUCUGAACACAUGUCUUCCCCCCCCACCUCCACUGGGUCAGGUUGAGCCACAGUGAACCCUGAGGACCCUGGGAGGCAGCCGUCUGAACUGCAGGCAGGAGGAGCGUGGGGAGGAGUUAGCAGCAUUAGUUACGUGAUAGUUUUUUGGUUUUAUGUUUUGCUUUUCUUUUUAUAAAUAAAGACACUCCCUGCUUUGACACUAAGAGCAUCUGUCCAAGAAAAGGUCCAACAUGAACACCCAAAAUUAUACCAAUAUGAUCAGUUUUCAGUUGGUUAUGAGCUCAGAAAUAGACAGAAGCAAGGACCUAGAGAAUAUCUGGUCCUAGGACUUCUCUUCUUUAGUGGUUUUUUGGUCAGCUUGCUACCACCCCUCCGUUUAGUUUAUCUUGAGUAGUCAUAGGUGGAGUUCCUGUUGUGGCUCAGCAGUAACGAACCCAUGAGGACAUGCCUUUGAUCCCUGGCCUCAAACAGUGGGUUAAGGAUCUGGCAUUGUUCUGAGUUGCAGUAUAGGUCACAGAUGCGGCUCAGAUCCAGUGUUGCUGUGGCUGUGGUGUAGGCUGGCAGCUGCACCUCCGAUUCAACCCAUAGCCUGGGAAGUUCCAUACACUGCGGGUGCAGCCCUAAAAAUACACUAUGUGUGUAUGUGUGUGUGUGUAUAUAUAUAUGUAUAUAUUCACUUGUUACAAAAAUCAGAAAAUAUUAAAUGAUGUUCAGCAAAAAAAUUCUAUUCCUCUCCAUUCCCCUCUCUGCCCAGUUCCUCUUAACAUGAGUGUGAGCACUUUUAUUAGUUCCUUGUUUCCUCUUCUAGAAAUUAUGCAAAUAUAAGCAAAUUCAAAUAUAGUCUUUUUACAUAAAAAGCUGUAAACUACUGUGUAUUUUGCACUUUCCCUCAACAGAAAAUGCAGACAGCCUCUUUGUCAUGACUGCAUAGUAUUCCACUGUGUGGACGUGCCAGGUCUGUUCAACCAGCCCUCUGUAGAAAGGCAUUUGAAGGUGUUGGAGACAAAACGAAAAACGAAAUCUCCAACCGGUUCCAAAAACCUCUCCACAAAAGUAGAAGAGAAAGAAAACUGUUUUAUCAUUGAAUAUAUGUUCAACCCAAUGGUCGUCCACAUGACAAACAGCCUGCUAAAGAGAUUGCACAGGCAGAAAGAAACCCCACUCUUGUAUACGGUCUGGCAGACACAACCAAUUACAUCCAGGUUCUCUAGUGAUAACUUGUCCUCAAGUAAGAGAACUAAAUAGCACCACUGGUCAUCCUGAGCUCCCCUGGUGACCGGGGUGGCUCUCUGUGUUAGCUAAUUAUCCUUAUCUCCAAGAAAAGGAACUCUUAUCUUUAUGAGUGGAGGUGGUUUGACAAGUUGGGGCCAAACCCUGAAGUUAAGCUCCUACCCUCCCACGGAGACUGGCUGGUAGAGGCACUGGCUUCCUGAUCUUUACAUUGUAAACAGAGGACUCCCAUGUCCUUGAGAAAAACAUCUCUGGGUGGCAAAACUGGCAAGAGGCUUUUCAGCUUUUUCGAGUCGAAUUUGUAUUUUUUUUAAAUACAUGCCAAAGGAGCAGAGAAAGAAUGUACACGCUUCCUAAAGUAAAGGCUCUAAGAAAAGACAGUGGGGAUGUCGCCUCCACUUCCUGGCACGGGGAAGAAAUGUUUUUCUUUGUAUUUGCCCUCACAAGGGCAUUCGGGUUGUUUCGAACCAUUCUUUCCCAGAAAAGAUAUUGGAGUGGAUGAUGAGCAAAAGCCCGGCUCUCUGUACUGACAUGGGAAGAUGCUCCAAGAUUAAUUACACACGCAUGCGGGAAGCAGAUGCUGAAGCGUGUGCAGAGCGAGGUGCUAGCCUCGCUAUUACGUUCCGCCAAGGACUAGGUGGGAGGGCGGCUGACCAGGUAUUUGGAAAAGGCACCUCCAUAUGACAGCCCUCCCUGGGGUUUGGCUUUCACCCACCUCCUUGAAAGUCUUUAUGAACUUGACAACGUUUUCGUCACAGAGCACGAGUUAGCUCUCUGCGGGCUCCUCCUCUGUACAAAGGGGCCACUAAAAGCCCCUCCCUUUCAGGGUUGUGGUGAGGAUUAAUUAGCGACAAUUAUUGAUUGCUCAAUAAUCAUUUAGGGCUCCAUAGUUGUCCCUAAAAAGCUUCUCCUUUAGGAGUUCCCAUUGUGGCUCAGCGGGUUAGGAACCCAACAUUGUGUCCAUGAGGAUACGGGUUCAAUCCCUGGCCUCGCUCAGUGGGUUAAGAAUCCAACGUUGCCCAAGCUGUGGCAUAGGUCACAGACACGGUUCUGAUUGCAUGGGGCUGUGGCUGUGGUGUCGGCCGGCAGCUGCAGCUCCAAUUCAAACCCUCACCCAGGCACUUCCACAUGCCUCAUGUGUGGCUAUAAAAAGAAAAAAGGAAAAGCUUCCAUUUUUGACAAUAUCUGCUAGGGACUCUUCCACUCCACUCUCACCCCCGCCACCACCACUCCCUAAACUAAAGUCCGGUUAUGAGUCUGACCCAAGUCACAUGACACCUCUCUUAUCCAGCCAAUAAUUCUCCCUGAAGAGUGUGAUGAGGACGCUGGACCCUGCCUGGGGCUGGCAGCAGGUGGGCAUCCCUGAGGAUGCCCUCCCCCCCACUCCCAAGAUGGUAUCUCAAGGUGAUUGGAGGGGAGGAGGUAAAGCAAGAAGGAAGGGGCCUUCCAGGCAGCAGAGACGUCACUUGCAGAAGCUUUGGGGUGGGAGGCGGCAGGCUGCAUGCAAGCCUCUGAAAGGAAGCCAAGGCAGGUAGACCGGAGGCAGGUGCACAGUCGGCGGCCUUGGAGGCCAAGGUUGGAAAGGGGUGGGGGGUUGUGCUGGCUGGUGUGGCUUUUGUGGGGGGACCACAGGAGAUACAGAUAGGCUUGAAAACUACUGCAGCCAGCCUGGGCAGAAAGGGCCCUGCUCUGGAUAAGCCGUGCAGAAGCCAGCUUAUCACAGAGAUUGAAAUAUGCAGUUUGUCCUUUUUUGGUCUCCUAAGAAAUUUUUCUGGAAGUCAAAGACUGAUGGAGCAAAGGGACACUAUAGAAAAAGGACAAAGGACUCUUCUUCCACCCCAGGCUGAGGGGAUCUGAGUAUGGAGAGGGGGUGGAGUCUCAGCACCAAGGGACCAGAACAAGAGGAGCUGUUCUGGUUUGAAGUGUUGGAUGUCAAGGCCCCUUCAAGGAGACAGAACUCAAAGCCUGUGGCCAAGGCAAGACUUACCGGACCCUUAGCAUCGCCCCACCCAUCUCCACCCCUUUGAGCAACCUGGUCUAUUCCUUCCUACUCCCUACUAGGAAAGGUUAUGUGGCCCAAUCGUCACCCUACCCCCAAGGGCAAUAUAUGCCCCCAACUAACCAGCGAUUGUACUGAAAGACUCCUCUUUCCCCAACCAAUCAGCAGGUCAGCAGGUCGCCUCGCUCCCCGACUAUAAAAAGAGACAUGACCACGGGUGUCAGCUCUCCCUGCUCAUCAGGAAGUCCAUUAGGAAGUUGCCCUGCUGCGCUUGCAGCAUCUCUCAUCUCAAUAAACUCAAUAAACGUGUCUUUUCUCCGCCUU